Molecule: messenger RNA, 3045 nt
Organism: Trematosphaeria pertusa
Lineage: Eukaryota; Fungi; Ascomycota; Dothideomycetes; Pleosporales; Trematosphaeriaceae
Exons: 3
Coding region: 88-2718 (876 amino acids)
Biological process (GO): mitotic sister chromatid cohesion; maintenance of mitotic sister chromatid cohesion
Cellular component (GO): chromatin; SMC loading complex
Molecular function (GO): double-stranded DNA binding
Source: RefSeq, a predicted model, not a curated record
CGCACGCCCUCAGCAGUCACGCCCACCGCGGCGAUGACCGUCAAACAUAACGACUUCUGGUGACUCCCGCGCCUGUAGUUGCCUACCAUGGACCCCUGGCCGCCCCAAGGUGCGCAGGGCUUCCCCAACGGCCAACAUCCUCCCCAGUCGCAGCCAAACGGUUAUCCGCAAACUGGAUAUGUGCCGUAUGCCCCUCCGCAAGCGGGCAUGACUCAGGGCUUCCCCCAGUCGCAGCCCGCUCAAGGACACCCACGAGUUGUAAUACCUCCUCGCCCAAGCCAGCAAUACCCUCCGCAGUCGAACACGCGCCCACAAGCCCAGCCGCAGCCGCAGGUCGUCAUGCCGGCGAGAAAUCCAAACCCGCUUCCCCAGAUGCAGAAUCCGCGAAUACGGCAAGUGCAGGUACCCGUACAAAGGCAAGCCCAGCGUGCGAACAGCGACGGAGUUGCGCCGAGGGAUGCCAAUCGCACUCAGCCGCGACACCAGGCCCCGACGCAGACGCCGGUAUCGAAGCCGGUGCAAAGAUCACAAUCACCACAGGAGAAUGUUAUGCGGUCGCAGCAUCGAACCGCAAGCACGCCUAUGAGCAAUGCCAACCAGCAUCGAACUCCCCUGCAAACGCAAAACACGCCGAAUCCGCGAACACCAACACAGCCGUAUACGCCCUCGAGCCAGUACCGAACCCCUUCGCUCCAGCAUUCGUCCCCCCAAGCGCGGCCGCACCCUCAAGUUGUCAUCAAGAAAUCUUCUUCUUCCCAGCUCCAUACACCGACGAGACCACAGCAUGUGCCCCCAAAAGCGCUUCCGGCUGACCUAAUGGUCUUGAUACUCUCUGCAGCGGACGAAUACAUCGCCGCGGCGCGCAGCUUGGGAUCACUAGCGGCCUUAUCGCAGAGAUCCGCCGACCACGAUCAAUACUACAAGCUCAUGGCAGCUGCAAUGGGCUGCAUGGAGACUGUUCUGAAGAAGUACAGCCAGAUACCGCGCGAUGAGGCGAAGCUCAGGCUCAGAUACGCCAGUUUACUGGUGGAGGAGACGGACAACAAUCAGGAGAUUGAGGAGACUCUGGCCAAGGGGAUAGCUCUUUGCAACCGUAGUCGCCUGCUCGACCUGAAAUAUGCCAUGCUGCAUCUGCAGGCCCGGUAUCAAUUCAAGAGCAACCAUCGGGCGGCGCUCAAGCUACUGGAUCAGCCUAUUUCUGAAACAGAGACGUUCCAGCACAUUGUCUGGGUGUAUGCAUUCCGCUUUCUAAAGGUGUCGUUGGCGCUGCAGGUCCCAGGACGCCCAGAGACAGCUUCCGCCCUUCAGCAAUUGCACGCACUUGCGAACCACGCCGAGAAACGAGGAGAUCAUGCAAUAUAUGUCACCUGCUGUGCGCUUGAGGCCAUGAUACACUUGAGGACAACCGCACCAGACCGUCUCGAGCACGCCCAACGCGCCAUUGCGUCAGCACGAAGUCUUCAGCUUCAGACCUCGGAAAGGCAGCUGGGUCAGAUUGCGGUACUGAUCGACUGUAUUGACGUUGCCUGCAGCCUUCAGCAAGGCCAGCCCAAUGCAGAGAAGCUGAAUGCUCUGCAGCAGAAGGCUGAUCGGGACGCGGGUCCCGAUAACGGUGUAUUUUCGGUCCUAAUCGAGAAGAGUUUCGGUGGCAACCUGACGUUCUCUACGGGUGACGUUUUCCGCAAAGCUGAGGAUGGACGGGAUGAGCUGGUGUUCGCUUGGCUCCCCAAGUCUGAUUUCAAAAUGCUUGCCUACUAUCUCAGCGGUAUGAUCUCGCUGCCUCAUGACAGAGGCAACAGCUAUCUGCAGGAGGGGCAUAGGCUCACUCAAGCUUCUCUGCCACGCCAGUCUUCGUACAGAGUGUCGAUACCAGUCUCAUUGGCGCAACGAAACUGGGUCAAGAUCCUUGACUGGCACAUCAAAUUCGCUCUCGGUGUCGUCGCAUGCUACCACGAAGACAAGUCGACCGUGAAGAAUGCCUUAACUAUGCUUCGGGAUCGGAUAGCCGAACCACCCUUCCAUUGCCUCGAGCCUUACGCCAGAAUGCUAUCGUAUUUGUCCGGGGUCCACGACCAAAGCAGCGGCUCGAUAGACGCAGCGUUGGCGACUUACUCCCGCCCAGAGUUCAACCUCCCUGAUGUGGGAUCUGGAACCGACUUCAAGACGGACAUUGCACUCCUCGCAACGAUGAAUCGGCUGCUUAUCAUUCGGGAUCCAGCACAUCCAGACCACUAUCUCGCGCAAGUGCUGUAUGCACAGCUGGAACACCUUUGUGUUAACCACCCGAAUCACUAUAUCGAAUGCGCCUUUCGCAUAAUCCGCGUAAUUACCACGGCAGACGAGUCCAUUAACCGCCAGAAGACGCUGAUCCACACGACAACUCAACGAGCUCAAAAGAUAAACAACACCCAGUUUACGGCCAUAUGUCUUAACUACAUGGCAAGCAGGUUUUUCGCAAAUCAGGUCGGCGAGCAGCCUAUCAAAUGCGUGCGUGCCGCUCGCAACGUCAGCAAGGGCGGAAGGAGUGCGCUGUGGCGGGCAGUCGCGUACGGCAUAUGCAUCAACACUUUCCAGCGCAACGGCCUGCUGGAAGAUGCGCGUACCUGUCAAGAGGCAUUUAAUGAGAUCAGAGGCAGACUACCGCCGGCUCUAAGAGGCGAGACACCCGACGCGGACGGUGAUAUCGACGCUGACGGCGAUAUCGACAUGAUGGAGUAAGAAGAGAUCUCACGUUUGUGCAUUUGGCGGCGUUGUGUGAUGGAAACCAUUUUUUGUUCAAUUCUACCGUUACGGAUGCUACAUGGGUUACGGACAGGUCGGCGCUCUAAGGAUCGAUCUCCGAUAGCCAUUUCGGUUCCCACGGUAUUAUAGGUAUGGGCGGGCACGGCCUGAGAUGGAGGCGCUGUUUCACCCCGGUUACGAGGCAUUGCAUGUAUUAUGAAUCUAUCUGGGGAUGGACGAAACAAAGAGAUAUCCUUUGGGUGUUUAUAGGGAUGCAUUUUAGCUGCCAUUAUGCCUUGCGGGCAGUCAAUGUAUAAAUCGAAG